Messenger RNA from Phycodurus eques (leafy seadragon), 1938 nucleotides. It is a transcript of the gene srsf5b, whose product is annotated as serine and arginine rich splicing factor 5b. The transcript has 8 exons. Gene Ontology annotation, cellular component: nucleus; cytoplasm; ribonucleoprotein complex. The record is from RefSeq and is a predicted model, not a curated record. Bases 98 to 1315 code for a protein of 405 amino acids. Gene Ontology annotation, molecular function: mRNA binding. Lineage: Eukaryota; Metazoa; Chordata; Actinopteri; Syngnathiformes; Syngnathidae.
UGGGUUGCUGCCAUUUUGUGUGGUCUUCAGCGUUUGUCGUCUCGGCUGGCAGCCCGACAGCCUUCCAAAGACUCCGUUAAGGGCUACUGCUUUCAAGAUGAGUGGAUCGCGUAUAUUCAUCGGACGACUAAGCCCCUCGGCCAGGGAGAAGGAUGUGGAGAGAUUCUUCAAAGGAUACGGACGCAUCCGGGACAUCGACCUGAAGAGGGGCUUUGGCUUUGUGGAGUUUGAGGAUGCCAGAGAUGCUGAAGAUGCUGUGUAUGAACUUGAUGGCAAAGAACUGUGUAAUGAACGGGUGACCAUAGAGCACGCUCGUGUACGUCUACGUGCCGGCAGAGGAGGAGGAGGGGGAGGAGGAGGAGGAGGAGGAAGAGGAGGUGGCGGCGGCGGCCACUUCCCUGAUCGUUAUGGUCGAGGCACUCAGAACAAUCGGAGUCGAAACCCACCUCCGAUGCGCACCGAGAACCGUCUGAUUGUGGAGAACUUGUCCUCCCGUGUCAGCUGGCAGGACCUGAAAGAUUUCAUGAGGCAAGCUGGAGAGGUGACAUUUGCAGAUGCACAUCGACCUAAACUCAAUGAAGGGGUGGUUGAGUUUGCCUCUUACAGCGACCUGAAAAAUGCCCUUGAGAAACUGUCUGGAAAGGAGAUCAAUGGCAGGAAAAUAAAGCUCAUUGAGGCAGCCAAGAAGAGGUCAAGAAGUCGUUCCCGGUCCAGGAGUUCAUCUCGCUCUCGCUCUGGCUCGCGCUCCCGGUCCCGUGAUCGCUCUUCAUCCGGCAGUCCCAGGCGCUCGGGCAGUCCCAGGCGCUCGGGCAGUCCCAGGCGCUCGGGCAGUCCCAGGCGCUCGGGCAGUCCCAGGCGCUCGGGCAGUCCCCGGCGCUCGGGCAGUCCCCGGCGCUCGGGCAGCCCCAGGCGCUCGGGCAGUCCCCGGCGCUCGGGCAGCCCCAGGCGCUCGGGCAGCCCCAGGCGCUCGGGCAGCCCCAGGCGCUCGGGCAGCCCCAGGCGCUCGGGCAGCCCCCGGCGCUCGGGCAGCCCCAGGCGCUCGGCCAGCCCCCGGCGCUCGGGCAGCCCCCGGCGCUCGGGCAGUCCCCGGCGCUCGGGCAGUCCCCGGCGCUCGGGCAGUCCCCGGCGCUCUGGAAGCCCAGCCAAAACCCGCAGUCGCUCCCGCAGCAGCUCCCCCACUGGCGAUGCAUCCUCCCCUAACACCAAGUCACUGGAUCCAAACAAACGAUCCAUGUCUGCUACACCUCCUGCUGCUUCUCAUGAGAAAGGCCCUGUUUCUCGUUCCCGGUCUCGUUCCACCGAAAGCCAGCAUUAAGUUACCCACUUGUCUUAGGAGAAUCUGUUUGUGAAAGCUCAAUCAUGUUUCUUAGGGAAAAUAUCAAACUUGGAUGGCAAGGUAUGUUUUUUUUUUUUUUUUUUUCCCCUCGUGAUUAUUCGGUGUAUUUGAUACGCAAGCAAGGUCUCUUAAUUGUUCCUCGAGUCACUUCACAAUGUCUUCAUUGCCGUCUUCCUGUUUCCUCUGCCUCCACUGUUGAGCCACUGUACUUUUGGGGAUGCUUGAAUUUAUUUUUCCCACCCUUUUGAAAUCCAUUUUAAGUUCAAAUGUCAUCUUUUCUCCAUAUUGGGCAGUCCAUCAUGAGAAGAACGAAUCAAUGUGCAAGCGUGCAUUUUGAAGGGAAUGCGCGAUGAUCUGAUUGGUUACAUUCUGUAGACAUAAACGUUGAGACAGACUCGAUAAACGCUAUUCAUGUUUUUUUUUUUAUUAUGAGUUAUUUUUUGUGUGCGAGAGUGUACAUGUAAUUCGACACUGUGAGUGAUGUUCAUGUGGUUUGGAACAAUAGUCUUUUGUACAUAAGGGUUUUGUUUUCAGUAAAAAAAAACAAAAAAACGGGACACUGUAUGUGGGGCAUACCUAUUAAAGCGGUUUUAACAAUGUUA